AUGAAGUGUCACAAGCGGCUUACGUUGGACAUCUGGAUCCUGCUGGUGUACGUGCUAGAUAUCACCAGCGGUGGCAUCCAGCAGAGUCAGCCCAUCGACGGGUAUAAAUCAUUCCUCGAGACCAGCACGGCCCAUCUGAGCGCGUACGUUGCGGCCGCCUCGAUAGCGUCCUCGGCGCAGGGUGGCUCGGUGGGCUCGGCGACGUCCCACCAUCAGCAGCCGCAGCAGCAGCAUGUCCAGCCGCAAUCGCUGGUCCAAGCCGGAAAGUGGGAGGAUCCCUACUUCGACGACACGACGCCGAGGAAUGUGACCGCGCUCGUCGGCAAAUCCGCUUAUCUGAGCUGUCGUGUGAAGAACCUGGCCAACAAAACGGUCUCGUGGAUUCGGCAUCGGGACAUCCACAUACUCACCGUCGGCAGCUACACGUACACGUCAGACCAGCGGUUCCAGGCGACGCACCACAAGAACACCGACGACUGGACGCUCCAGAUCAAGUGGGCCCAGAAGCGGGACGCCGGCAUCUACGAGUGCCAGAUAUCGACCCAGCCGGUGCGCAGCUACUUCGUGACGCUCAGCGUCGUCGUCCCGACGGCAACGAUCAUCGGAGGGCCGGACCUGCACGUGGACAAGGGCAGCACCAUCAACCUGACCUGUGCGGUCAAGUACAGCCCGGAGCCGCCGGCGUACAUCUUCUGGUAUCACCACGACGAGGUGAUCAGCUACGACUCGAGCCGCGGCGGCGUGUCGGUCAUCACGGAGAAGGGCGACGUCACGACGUCCCAUCUGCUCAUCCAGAACGCCGACCUGGACGACUCGGGCAAGUACUCCUGCUCGCCGUCCAACGCGGACGUCGCCAGCGUACGAGUGCACGUGCUGAACGUUCGGGCGGUCGUUUCAGGUGAACAUCCGGAGGCGAUGCAAACGGGAGGUGUCGGGGCACAGCGGGCCAUCAUUCCCUCCGACACCCGGGCGCUCCUGGUCGGGCUGCUGCUGCUCACGGUCGCCCAGGUCGUGGCCCGCCAGUUGCACAAUCUUUUCGCUCCAACGCACCGCCGGACUCCGACGUCCACCGCUGCCCGGUCACAAGCGAGUCAACGUUCGGGUCUAGCGAAACCACUGGAGGCACCGACAACGACGACGACGACAACGACGACGUCCCUGGCGACUCCGACACCGGGGUCGGACAUGCCACACUCGAGGCAAACUUUGCGCCCCAAUCCGUGUGGCAGCGAGUUCCGGCGGCGGCUCGUGCGGUGCGAUAACGAAAGAUGA
Messenger RNA from Anopheles coustani, 1272 nucleotides. RefSeq lists its product as uncharacterized. The coding region runs from base 1 to 1272 and encodes 423 amino acids. The record is from RefSeq and is a predicted model, not a curated record. NCBI's taxonomy places the organism in Eukaryota, Metazoa, Arthropoda, Insecta, Diptera, Culicidae. Gene Ontology annotation, cellular component: neuron projection membrane. Gene Ontology annotation, biological process: synapse organization. The transcript is spliced from 5 exons.